Chara braunii is the source of this 1104-nucleotide messenger RNA. NCBI's taxonomy places the organism in Eukaryota, Viridiplantae, Streptophyta, Charophyceae, Charales, Characeae. The record is from the annotation of a GenBank genome assembly.
GCGUACUUCGAUCACGCACACACUCCCAAUCUGUGCUCUCGUUGCUUGCACACGAAUAGCGGAGACGUUGAGGAGUGGGGCUUUCAACGGAGGAGCUGCCAGGUGCGCCUCAUGCCUGUCUUUGUGUCUUCCUAGGACCGAGUUUCUCUCAAAUUCUCUGUGCACCGUGAAGCUUGUCGAGGGGGAGUGGAGGCAGAGGUCGAGGGCAAUGGCGCGUCAGGUGGUUCUUGCGGCCGUUCUUUUGCUGAUCGCUGCUGCAGUUCUGGCGAGCGCGCAGACUCCGACUGAGGUGACCAUCGGUUGGGUCACCUACGCAGGCAACGGCUGCAAUUACGACAACACCAACUGGGUGCUGUCGAACGACUACAAGACUGUCACCUUCAUGUUCGGCGGGAUGGUUGCGACCACGGACGGGUCGCUCGCCGACAAGAGGAAGUCUUGCCAGAUGUCGUUCUCUAUGAACUACCCCGAUGGCUGGAGCGUCUCCAUUGGUCAGGCCACGGGCCGCGGGUUCGCUGACAUCGCCGAGAACUCCGACGGCAUCUACGAGACGCACUACUACUUCUCCGGACAAACGGGGACGGCCAUGGUGGAGCGCAAAAUCAAAGGCCCAAAGGUUGGCAGCUUCGAGUUCACGGACGACUUCCUGACGCUUGUCUGGAGCGACUGCAACAACGCGCCCAACCUGAACAUCAAGACGGUGGUGAGAGUGGAGGGCCAGAAGGCUGUCAUGGCGCUCGACUCCCAGGAUACCAAGUUCCAGCUCAUCUUCAAUCUCCAAUGGAGGCAGUGUCCGCAAAAUUGAGACCCCCGUUCACCAUCUCGAACUGAGGGUGGCGGCCCUGGCCGGUGAGCGGGAGGAGACAAAGAGCGGAGGGGUGGGAGAGGAGGGUAGCCGACUCGUCAGGGCUCACCUUGGCGGAAUCUGAGGGAAAGAGGCUACGGUCGAUGCAGUGGCACUUUUGAGAAGAUCGUGCCUACCGUUCCUCGGCACUCGUGUGAAGGGAGAGCAUGGAGAUGGCCUUGCGGUCCUAGCAGUAGUUGCAAACGACGAAAGAAAGUGUGGGCGGUUGUCUUCCAGGUAAACAAAAGGUAGAUACCAGA